GACGUUGUUUCCGGUAGGGGCUUGGAGCGAAGCGGCGGCAAUCACGUGGUGGUGGCGGUCACUGUGGCCGGGGAGCGCUGCCCCUCCCCCUCCGCGGCUGCAGAUGAAGGUGCCGGUGGGAGCACGCCCCGAGCCUGCCCCGACCCCGCCGCUCUGCCGUCCCGGCUGCACCGGGAGGAUGGGAGCGAAAUGAGCCCCGAGCCGGAGCCGCCGCCAGCCCCGGCCGGGGAGGCGGAGGCGCCAGCAGCAGCAGCUGGGGAAGGCGGCGAGAAGCGGGGCAUCUGCGUCAUGCUGGUGAAGAGGAUCGGCCUGAAACCGGGCGGCGGCAGCGCGCAACAAGGUAUUGGUCGACCAAGUGUGUACCAUGCUGUCGUGGUCAUAUUCCUGGAAUUCUUUGCCUGGGGACUAUUAACAACUCCCAUGCUAAAAGUCUUACAUGAAACAUUUCCUCAGCAUACAUUUCUAAUGAAUGGUCUUAUUCAGGGUGUUAAGGGUUUUUUAUCCUUUAUGAGUGCUCCAUUAAUAGGUGCUCUAUCUGAUGUGUGGGGAAGAAAGUCUUUUCUUCUUGUUACAGUUUUCUUCACUUGUGUCCCAAUUCCAUUAAUGAGGAUAAGUCCAUGGUGGUACUUUGCUAUGAUUUCAGUAUCUGGAGUCUUUUCUGUUACCUUCUCUGUAAUAUUUGCGUAUGUAGCUGACAUAACACAAGAACAUGAAAGAAGUACUGCCUAUGGACUGGUUUCUGCCACCUUUGCAGCAAGUUUGGUAACUAGUCCUGCCAUUGGAGCAUACCUGUCUGCCAGCAAAGGAGAUAACCUUGUAGUACUAGUGGCCACAGUGGUGGCUGUCCUGGAUAUCUGUUUCAUCCUAUUAGCUGUACCAGAAUCUCUACCUGAAAAAAUGAGACCUGCUUCAUGGGGAGCCCCUAUAUCCUGGGAACAAGCAGAUCCCUUUGCAUCCUUGAAGAAAGUUGGGAAAGAUUCUACAGUCCUCCUGAUCUGUAUCACAGUAUUUCUGUCCUACCUGCCUGAGGCUGGCCAGUAUUCUAGCUUUUUUCUCUAUUUGCGACAGAUUAUAGGUUUUGGUCCUGCUACCAUAGCAGCAUUCAUAGCUGUGGUAGGAAUUCUGUCUAUAAUAGCUCAGACCGUGUUCCUCAGUAUCCUGAUGAGGUCAAUAGGGAACAAGAAUACAGUCCUCCUUGGCCUUGGCUUCCAAAUGCUCCAGCUGACCUGGUAUGGUUUUGGAUCUCAACCUUGGAUGAUGUGGGCAGCAGGAGCUGUAGCAGCCAUGUCAAGUAUUACGUUUCCAGCAAUCAGUGCUUUGGUUUCACGAAAUGCAGAGCCAGAUCAACAAGGUGUUGUCCAGGGAAUAAUAACUGGAAUCAGAGGUCUGUGUAACGGCCUUGGACCAGCUCUCUAUGGCUUUAUAUUCUUUCUCUUCCAUGUGGAGCUCAAUGAAUUGGCACCUGUCCAGAGUUCUGAUAAGAACACCAUGCAGGAUCCUAGUGAUGAGAGAGCUAUCAUCCCUGGCCCACCUUUCCUGUUUGGAGCAUGUGCAGUUCUUCUAGCUUUUCUGGUUGCCUUAUUCAUUCCUGAGCACAGUAAAGCCAGCUGUACCAGGAAGCACAGCAUCAGCAGUGCCCAGAGCAACAACCCAGAUCGUGGCAGUGAUGAGGACAUUGAACCAUUGCUGCAAGACAGCAGUGUCUGAGGGCUAGCUUUGAAAAAGGAGGCUGCAAAUCAAAAUUCAUGCACUGAUCUGUGAACCCAGAAAACAGGACAGAAUGCAGUGAGCUUCUGGUCUCUUAAGGGAGGAUGGAGCCAUGUGCAAGUGAAGAUCACAUGUUGUUGUGGAUAUUGGUGUCCACUUUGGGUUCAUACUAUCAAACAUUUACUGUGGUAUUUUGUUUUGUGUACUAGGGCAAGGUAAGGUUUGAAUCCUUGUUACUCCUGUACCCGAUAUGUAACUGCAAAUACCAUCUCAAGCCCUGAUGUUGGAUUGAAAACCUAAAUACACAGACCAUGCAGAGAAUAAACUUUAAUAAAAUAUUUUGAACGUUCAGUUCCCUAUAGUCACUAUAAACAAAAUAAGCAGGUUUGAGGCAGACUACAGUUCCUGCCAAAAUAGUUAAAGGUUAAGUUUUGCAUUUUAAGCCUUUUCUUUGGUCCCUCCCAAACCUAGGAGGGUUACACAGGGCCAUACAUCCAAUCUACAGAGGUUUAGUAUCUGAAAUAUUGCAGAUUAAGGUCAUAUUAAAAAUCCUGAACCCAUAUUCUCAAAUAUUUAUGUAUCAUACUAAUAAAAAACCCAGUGGACUCCUUAGGGCGUUGAUAAAACUAAACAAUUACUUUUUACAGAUGAGGGAUCACGUAUGACAACUUGCCUAGGAGUGAAGGACAUAUUCAAGUCUUAAACCCACAUUCCAGAACAGUGUCUGACCUGAAGUGGCUAAAAAGAAAAUCCAGUUGGCACCUGUGAGCAUUGAUAGCGUCAGUGCUCUGCUAGUAGAAAAUGAUUUUAAUUAUUGAUUGUAUAGCACCACAAAUGUAGAUGUUCUUCAUUUGUGUGGGGGCUAGUUAACUGGAUGCUGUGGCAACUUACAUCAAGACUUGUGUGUAUUUAUUGCAUUUUGUCACUGAUCUGCCGUAUAAAAUAACUCUUCCCACUAAUUUCACCCCUGCCUUAAUUGCUACUUAGUGUGCAUUUAUUCUCAUCUAGCCUUCAUAUCAAUGUGUCUCACCUGCUGAAUCUCAAGGAAAUAUGCAUAUUAAGUUCUUUUCUAAAAGAUGGUUUAAAGAAGUUCAGUGUCUACAAAGUGUUAUGCUAAUUUUUAGACAUUUUAUGAAAAAUUAUACAGAUUUAUAUGUAUUUUGUUGCAGUGUAAAUGAACCAUUAAACAAAACCUGACUUUAACAAAGUACUCCUAUGAAUGUUUUGUACGUAUGAAAUAUAUGUAGAUAUUUGUAAGGAGUUUUAAUUUUUUCCAGAUGGAAGUGCUGUGUAAAUCUUGUAUUUAUAAAUGCAAUGAGGGUACUGACAGAUAUACAGUUUUUAUAAAGGAUUGUGUAUUGACUGAACAAAUUUUAAAAAAUUAUAUAUUUUGAAACUUGUUCCAUCUUGAGCAGAGAUAACAGACCUUUUGUACUAUGCAGUUUGGUUUUUAAGUUAAGCUUCCAUAAUAAAUCUGCAACUUAUACUUUCUAGGUU
Molecule: messenger RNA, 3204 nt
Organism: Trachemys scripta elegans
Lineage: Eukaryota; Metazoa; Chordata; Testudines; Emydidae
Product: hippocampus abundant transcript-like protein 1
Exons: 12
Coding region: 190-1707 (505 amino acids)
Biological process (GO): transmembrane transport
Cellular component (GO): membrane
Molecular function (GO): transmembrane transporter activity
Source: RefSeq, a predicted model, not a curated record